UUGAACUGGCUGAGGGUCGGAGGCGGCGGCUGCCGAGCAGUGUUCCGCGUCCCCGGAGGGAGAACCCGCGAGGAAGGAGCGGAUAUGGCCGCGAAUAGGAACUUGAAGCAAGUGCGGAUCGAAAACAGCUCCCCAGCGGCGCCGCUGGGCAUGGUGGGGGGUGGCGGCGGCGGCAACCUGAAAGGAUUGCGCGGCCUAGAAGCGGAGAAUGAGGCGGCGGCGGCCAUGGCUCUGGCGCCGAGCAAAGAAGGUGGCGGAGAUGAGGAGCAGGAGGUUGGGUUCACCAUCGAUAUCAAGAGCUUUCUCAAACCUGGCGAGAAGAGCUACACGCAGCGUUGCCGGCUGUUCGUGGGGAAUCUGCCUACUGAUAUCACUGAGGAGGAUUUCAAGCGCCUUUUCGAGCGCUACGGGGAGCCCAGCGAGGUCUUCAUCAAUCGGGACCGUGGCUUCGGCUUCAUCCGCCUGGAAUCUAGGACCCUGGCUGAAAUAGCAAAGGCAGAACUUGAUGGUACUAUUUUGAAGAGCAGACCACUUCGAAUUCGAUUUGCUACCCAUGGAGCUGCCUUAACGGUGAAGAAUUUGUCACCUGUGGUUUCCAAUGAGCUCCUGGAACAAGCAUUCUCACAAUUCGGGCCAGUGGAAAGAGCGGUUGUUGUAGUAGAUGAUCGUGGCAGAGCUACAGGGAAGGGUUUUGUAGAGUUUGCAGCAAAACCUCCAGCACGGAAAGCUCUAGAAAGAUGCAGUGAUGGGGCAUUCUUGCUUACAACAACACCUCGACCUGUUGUUGUAGAACCAAUGGAGCAAUUUGAUGAUGAGGAUGGACUCCCUGAGAAGCUAAUGCAAAAAACACAACAGUACCACAAGGAAAGAGAACAGCCUCCACGCUUUGCUCAGCCUGGAACAUUUGAGUUUGAGUAUGCUUCGCGGUGGAAGGCUCUUGAUGAGAUGGAAAAGCAGCAGCGUGAACAGGUUGACAGGAACAUUAGAGAAGCCAAAGAGAAACUUGAGGCAGAAAUGGAAGCAGCUAGGCAUGAGCAUCAGCUAAUGCUGAUGAGGCAAGACCUCAUGCGUCGUCAAGAAGAAUUGAGGCGCUUGGAAGAACUUCGAAAUCAAGAACUUCAAAAACGCAAGCAGAUACAAUUGAGACAUGAAGAAGAACACAGACGUCGUGAAGAAGAGAUGCUACGCCAGAGGGAACAGGAGGAGUUACGACGACAGCAGGAGGGAGGAUUUAAGCCAAAUUUCAUGGAUAAUAGAGAACAGGAAAUGAGAAUGGGUGAUAUGGGUCCUCGUGGAGCAAUAAACAUGGGAGAUGCGUUUAGCCCAGCACCUGCUGGUAACCAAGGCCCUCCUCCAAUGAUGGGUAUGAAUAUGAACAACAGAGGAACUUUACCUGGCCCUGCAAUGGGUCCUGGUCCUUCCAUGGGACCAGAAGGAGCUGCAAAUAUGGGAACACCAAUGAUGCCAGAUAAUGGAACAGUGUUGCCAAGAAGGUUACAUGCAAGCCAGUAAAAAAAUGGAAAAUAGUGUUCUUCGUGAUUUCUCCAGGAGAGAUGAUGUGCACAGUUGCUUUAAAAAGAAGCAAGACUAUUCACAUGUACUUUUUCUUGGAAGAAAAUAUAUAAACUGCCAUUACAAAGAUGGGAAAUACUGUCUUUUAAAAUGCUAACAUUCUUCAUUCUUUGACAUGAUAGCACUGUGUUGUUCCAUAUAAUAUGUUCCGCUUUUAAGGGAGAGAGCAUGUGAAAGGUAAGCCACAGCUCCAGUUUUAAUCAACUUCAAAUUAAAAGCUUUUCCCAGAAGACACACCUGUAAUAAUGAAACAGUAGUUCAUCUUCAGUUUUGUUUGAGUGUGGAACAUUGUGUUUCUAGAACUUCCAGCAUUGUACCAGUAGCAGUUCCACAUCUGUCAUUUUCAGAACUAGAGCUGUGCCAAAUCAUACAAAUAAAGUUUUUGUCUUAGUGUGUGAAGAGUGCAAUUACUCCAAUUAAAAAACUGAAUGUUCAGAGUUUUGAAAGAAAAUGUAUGAAAGAAUUGUCAUCUAUUGAAUUGCUGGUUUAAAAGUGAAAAUUGUCAACUUGGUAGCAGGGAUGGCUGUAUUUCUAAAUUAUUUUGGGAUAUGUGUCAGUUUAUUAUUGAUAUGUUACACUUUGUGUAGUUGUUGUAAUAACACUUAAUGCAUGUUUGGCAUCAUUCUUUUGCAUUACACUUGUGUAGUUUCAUAUAUUAUUCACACUGAUGAAUGCAACUGUCUGUAGAUGUGGGUUACCAGAGCUUUUGUUUAGUAUUAUCUAACUUGUUUAGGAGAGUUUUUCAUUGAUAAGCUUGUUUUCUGUCUUGUGUUUAGUCUGCAUGUUCUGAGCAAAAUACACUUUUUUGACUUUAUAUGGGGAAAAAGUAGCAAGUCAUGAAAAAGUGUUUAUUAGGAAAGUAAAUAGAAAAUAAAUUGAAGUCUUGGAUGCUUCUUACUGCUUCUAAAAUGACAACUCUCUCAGGAGAAUAAAUUGGUAUACUUUCUGCAUGAUUAUUCUAGACACUUUCCUGCUUACAGCACACUUCAAGGUUAAAACCAAAAUGUUUAAUUUCUGUCUGGUUUUAGUCCUAAGCAUGUUUACAAGACAGUAAAUUAAACACAAAUGUCUUGAUGUUUAUGACUGAAUAGUACUCUUAACUCCCCAAGUUGUAUUAAACAUAAAUAAUUUAUUGAUUUGAUUUUCAUAGUUUUUAAAUACUGAAUUAGCCAGUCCCCUCGGGGUGGGGCAGGGAUGUAGAAAGCACAUAUUUGUGGAGAAAUCAUACUCUUGUUUUCAGUUGCAUUAUGUUUCUGGGCAUGCAUUUUUUACUCUUGACAUUGGGACAAUUUGUUACAAAGAUUUAAAAAGAAAUAUAAUUUAUCAUAUUUUAUCCAUUUGUAAGUAUUAGUACAUAGCUAUAUUGUAAAAAUCGAACGGGUUAGUUUUGGCACAUUUACUUUACUGGACAUAAUGGCAUGUAAUAUAAAUAUCAGAAAUAGGGUAAUUCAAGUGUUGUAGUUACUGAUGAUAUGUUGUUGUGCCUUUAAGCCUAGUUGGAUAAAAGCUGAUACAUAUUGAGCAUAACGACAUUUUAAAACUCAGAGCCCAGAACCUUGAUGCUGCACUUGCAUUUCUGCUUUAUUGCUCUGGUAAUCACAAAAAUACUCACAGGUUUGAAGGUGUUCAUCUAGAUAUAUGGGGGAAGGUAAAGGAUUAAUUGUUGUAUGUUGCUUGGUUCUUGAGGUCUUGUGUGAGAAAACGGGUAUAGUAGAAUCUUCUUUAUAUGGUUGCUUAAAAAUUUACUUUUUUUUUUUAAACUGCCUUGUUUAUUUAAAGUGUCCAGUGUGAAGGAAGCCAAGUGGUGCAUCUCUAAAGAAUGUGGGAAAACUAUUUUACUAGAGAUCUUACUUGAGGUCCUAAUCUUAUACUGCUUUGACACUGAGGACAUGGUGUCUUAACUCUAACCUUACGUUACAAUUAUGUUGGAAAUUGUGCAAGCUUCUGUCAAGCUUUAGAAGUGAUGUGAGGGUGUGAGGUGACAUACUGACUGUAGGAUUGGGCCAAAUCAUUCAUAUUUGACACUUGUCACUGGCCUGCUCUGGUUAUUCUAAUCCAUUCCUUUUAGUAUUUUGUUUCUUUUUCUGUAUUCUAGGUUUUCUUUUGUUGUAAAAGGCUUUAUGUUUUCCUGAUGAUGUGGAAGAUAUGAGCUAUAUGAAACUUUAUUUGGGGCUCCUAACACUGAACUUAAUGGAAAUGGUUUUAAGUAAGGGAAAGGUGUCAGAUGCACAGCAAAAACUAAUUCUUUCUAUGAUUUGACAAGUUGUUACAUACCUCUUCAUAUGUGCCUUGUUAGUAUAUAUCAUAUAUGUAUUCUUAACCUGUUGUGCCUUUAAAAAUGGUUUAUGUCUCUUUCUAAGGGGGGCAAAAAAAUUGUUCUGGAUUAAUUUCAUAGCUUCUCUUUUGUGUAAUUAUGCAAUAAUUAAGUGACAGAGAGUACAUGAGAACUUAAUAGAUAGUUACUCUCUCUGAGCUCACAGAUGUGUGCAAUUACUAAUACAGAAAAGUAAAAGUAGAUAAGUGCUCUUCAUAGAUUUACAGAUGGGGGAGAUACUGUUGUGGAAAAACAGGAAAAUGUGGCUUGAUCUCAUCUUUUACUUUGCAGCUUUUAAGAAUUUGGGAACUACCAUAGAAUUAAAAACCCCAAAGAGGGCUCUCAUAAACUUCAUCUAAAAUUCUUAGAUGUUGUUUCAGAUUUCUACUAUAAACAAAACUAGUUCAGUGUAAACAUUCAAAUAAAAUACAUGCUUUAAUUGAAAAAGUAAUUCUGAAAGCCUGUGUUUUAUUAAGAUAAGAGUAAUGUUAUUGGGGAGUUAGGUGUAUUUUCUUGCAUCUUUAGUUUUUGACUACAGUGUCCUAAGGAAAAGAGGUGAAAUUAAUGACAUGCAGGAAAAGGUUAAAUAUACAGGACAAAAUUUCCUGGGAAAGGAGUGAAGUUCAAAUAUGUAUGACUUUACUACCAGUGGUUCCAGUAGAGGGCUUCUGUCAUGAGCUUAGAGAGCUCCUGCUUUGAAACAGGUGCUGCCUAACUCUGGUCUUGCUCUUAUGGCAGGAAAAUGGUCAUCUUUGCCUUGAUUGUGACAAACCAAGAAUAGGAUUGUCAGGAUUUAAGUUUAUGAAGAACACAGUUAUCUUGCCACAGUGAUAAAUAUAUGAAUGGUUGAAGAGUCGACAUCUUAGAUAAGUUUGCUGAGUUGGUAUGUGUACAGCUGCAUGAUUGUCACAGCCUUCCCAGGACUUGGAAUAUGGUAGUGCCUUUGGUUGUUUCAGCAGUUGCUUCAUGCGCCUCAGUUACUGAAGUUCACUUAUGGCUGCACGGAUGCUUUUCGAAGUCGUCUUUUCUGCUUAGCAAAUUCUCGUGGGUAAUGACAGCCCGAGUUGUGGUUUGAGAGUGAUGCCAUCAUGGGGUGCUUAAAUCAGCAUUUGCUCCUAUCAGCUGCAGUCGUCUUAGUUUAUACCUGUUCAGUCAUUACAGUGCACUUCCAAAUAUUACUUUUCAUUAAUGAAUGUUGUAUUCUCAAUGAGGUACUGAUCUGGGCAAGUUAGAGUUGAGACUUAAGAAAAUAAAAAAAAUACAAACUAGUUACA
Poecile atricapillus (Black-capped chickadee) is the source of this 5160-nucleotide messenger RNA. RefSeq names its product paraspeckle component 1 (gene PSPC1). The transcript has 9 exons. Gene Ontology annotation, cellular component: nucleus. The coding region runs from base 85 to 1512 and encodes 475 amino acids. Gene Ontology annotation, molecular function: RNA binding. Gene Ontology annotation, biological process: regulation of DNA-templated transcription. The record is from RefSeq and is a predicted model, not a curated record. Lineage: Eukaryota; Metazoa; Chordata; Aves; Passeriformes; Paridae.